Procambarus clarkii (red swamp crayfish) is the source of this 2124-nucleotide messenger RNA. RefSeq names its product TATA-box binding protein associated factor 12 (gene Taf12). The record is from RefSeq and is a predicted model, not a curated record. Gene Ontology annotation, cellular component: transcription factor TFIID complex; SLIK (SAGA-like) complex; SAGA complex. Gene Ontology annotation, biological process: RNA polymerase II preinitiation complex assembly; DNA-templated transcription initiation. Gene Ontology annotation, molecular function: DNA binding; TBP-class protein binding; protein heterodimerization activity. Lineage: Eukaryota; Metazoa; Arthropoda; Malacostraca; Decapoda; Cambaridae.
GUGAAGGUGUGCCCCCCGCCUCCAGGACUCUCGCAGUAUUGUUUACAAACUGCAGCAGCUGGCGGGCGGCGGACGGGUCGCCUUGGCUCAUAUAUUGCUAAUCUGUGAAUUUGAGGAUCGAAGGAGUCGUCGAGGAAGAUAAUGUCUCAGCAGGUUCAGCAGGUGGUGGGUGGGCAGGUGAUGCAAGGCCAGAUGGUUCAGGUGCAGGGCCAGGUUGUCUCCGGCACACAAGUUGUCAACAGUGCAGGUCAAGUGGUGAUGUCAACUGCAUCUGGUCUGACAGGCAUUAGUGGUCAGCAGUUGGUAACACAGUUGGUGCCGGGCCAGACUAUGCAAGGCCAGGUAGUGCAUCAAACAACGACCCCAAUUGGUGUUGCCACAACUCUUGCAUCUGGCCUUACUCAGGGACAGACCUAUGCCUCUUCCAGACUGUUCACAAGGAAUGUUAUGAAUGCACAGACAGUGACAGGUGUGCAACAAGUGGUGCAAAGCCAGCAGAUACAAGCCAUAAAUAAUCAAGUGACUCAGCCAAACAUGGUGGCUGCCGCCACAGCCACACAGGUGAAGCCUGUGGGUCCUAACCAGGCAGUGCCGGUCCCGUCUGCAUCCACCAAUGCCACGGCUGAUACCACGGCACCGGUUCUUAACAAACAGAGAAUCACUGAGCUUGUCAGGGAAGUUGAUCCAAAUGAGCAACUAGAAGAAGAAGUGGAAGAAAUGCUUUUGUCUAUUGCUGAUGAUUUUAUUGAGUCGACUGUUAACGCAGCGUGUCGUCUGGCAAAGCACAGGGGAGCUCGUGCUCUUGAUGUCAAGGAUGUCCAAAUGUAUUUAGAGCGAAAUUGGCACAUGUGGAUACCAGGCUUUGGUACAGACGAGCUGCGUCCAUACAAGAGAGCACCCACAACAGAAGCCCACAAGCAGCGACUCGCUCUCAUUAGGAAAGCAAUAAAAAAAUACUGAACUUCCAGAAUUAAUCUUUUUAUUUUCUGUUCCCAUUGUUUUGGUGUAUGUUAUUUGGCAUGCAAUAAUAUGCAAGUAUUGUAAUUAACAAUUACAAUAGUAAUUGUCCAUUGUGGUGGUGCAAAUGUGAAUGUUUGUGUAUUUUGUAAUUAGCCGAGAAUGAUGUAGAGUAGGACCAAGGAUGUGUGAGGAAGCCAAGUAUUGUGAGAGGUAGGUAGGUAGGUAUGUGGGUAAUGCAUACUGACUGUGGCAGAGUAAGGAUGUGUCUUGUAUCAGUACAUAUGUAUUUUCUGAAGUUUUGAAUCUGUUCAUAAAUCCAGGGAUAGCAAGCAUGGCAUACGAGACCAUUCUCUAUUGUAUCGAGUCAGUCGGCAUAAGAUAUAUUAUAUUUGUUUCAGGUAAAAGUUUUGUAAAGUUAGUAGUUCUUAGUAUAAGAAUCAUAUUUAACUUGUAUAAUUGGCUUGGAAAACAUGUAUUUUAUGAUGAAGUUUCUUUUACACAGUUUCACAAUGACAGUGUUGGUUAAUUAUAUUGACUUUAUGAAUUUAUAAUUAUAAUUUAACCCUGUUCACAAUCUGUUAUACUGUACUGUAUUGUGAUAGUUCUGUACUUACAGUAUUAGAUGUAUAAAAUUGGAUAAUAAAAAUUAACAAAUUGAAUGAACUGAUUAAUAAGUUAUUCAACAUUGGUUAUAUUAGCUUGAUAUUUCAAUUGUUAGUAUUACAGUUUUGACAACCUAGUCAUUUGUUAGAUCUCUAGCAAGUUAAUUAGGAGUACAGAAUUAGUGGAGGCUCUAUUGCACUAUUGUGAAUUUGGAACAGUACUUUGGCUUCAGCAGUAUAUCAUGUAAUGACAAAUUUUGUCUUAAGCUGACAGGUUUUUUGUAUUCAAACUUUUGCAUUGUAUAAAUACUCAGUAUACAGUUGGAGGAGCCAGUGUGUUGGUCACCUUCCUCAGUAUACUGUUGGAGGAGCCAGUGUGUUGGUCACCUUCCUCAGUAUACUGUUGGAGGAACCAGUGUGUUGGUCACCUUCCUCAGUAUACUGUUGGAGGAGCCAGUGUGUUGGUCACCUUCCUCAGUAUACUGUUGGAGGAGCCAGUGUGUUGGUCACCUUCCUCAGUAUACUGUUGGAGGAACAAGUGUGUUGGUCACCUUCCUCAGUA